ACUUAGCCCACCUUCCAAAGCUGCAUGCACUCUCCUCCUCCAACACUUAGCAGCAGUCCCUCUAAAUUGCACCCUGUCCUGUUACAUUGGAGAAAUGGCUGUCCGCCUCUCCUCUUGCUGCUUCCACUUACAUGCUCUCUUCUUGGGCCUCUCUCUGGCAAUGCCGCUCUGCCUCCCCGGUGCGUCAAGCGCCGCCACCUUCACUUUUGUCAACAGAUGCAACUUCCCCGUGUGGCCCGGGAUCCUAUCUGGGUCGGGCAGCCCCCCGCUGGAAACCACGGGGUUCGAGCUCGCCAAGGGCGGGGGUUCCCGCUCCGUGCAGGCACCGAGUGGAUGGUCGGGGCGGCUCUGGGGCCGGAGCGGGUGCUCCUUCGACGGCUCGGGCCGGGGCUCGUGCGCCACAGCCGACUGCGGCUCGGGCGAGGUCGAGUGCAACGGGGGCGGCGCAGCCCCUCCAGCCACCCUGGCGGAGUUCACUCUAGGAGGUUCGGUGUCUCAAGAUUUCUAUGAUGUUAGUCUUGUUGAUGGUUACAAUUUGCCCAUGGUCAUUGAUGGCACUGGUGGUUCAGGUAAAUGCGCGUCCACGGGGUGCGUGACGGACCUCAACCGCCAGUGCCCGGCAGAGCUGAGGGCCGGCGGAGGCGCAGCGUGCAGGAGCGCCUGUGAGGCCUUCAGGAGCCCCGAGUACUGUUGCAGCGGCACAUACAACUCGCCUUCCGCUUGCAAGCCAUCUCUCUACUCCCAAAUCUUCAAGACGGCUUGUCCCAGAUCAUAUAGCUACGCCUACGACGAUGCCACCAGUACUUUCACCUGUACCGGCGCGGACUAUACCAUCACAUUUUGCCCCAAUUCACCGAGCAUCAAAUCUGCAACAGACUCCUCUCCCAAGAGCACAACACCAGCUACAGAUAGCUCAGCAACAGCCGGGUCCGGAUCAGGGUCGGAUUCGAAUCCAACCCAAGACACAGCAUUUACCACUUCAUGGCUGGCCAAUUUGGCCACAGGCGAUUCGCCACGCUGUCCUCCUUCCUCGAUUAUUGGGUUCUCACUCAAUGUGGCCAUCUCUUUCUCCCUCUUGCAAGUUUUGUAGCCAGACAGGAGAGUACAUAGAAGAGGCCAAAGUGAGCUGGCUUGAUUGCCUUUUGAUGAGGAGAAAGUAGCUGAAUCCAGAUUGUAAACUACCCACUUCCUAGUUAUGGACAACCGAUGAUUAUAGCUUUACAUUUCAUCAUGUCUUAAAUUAUGUAAACCAUUUUGUUUGGAUGCAAGACUGAAAAGCAGUAUGCUCUUACAAGAAUCUGAUAUACAAUUCGUUACCA
Messenger RNA from Rhodamnia argentea, 1319 nucleotides. RefSeq names its product thaumatin-like protein 1. The transcript is spliced from 3 exons. NCBI's taxonomy places the organism in Eukaryota, Viridiplantae, Streptophyta, Magnoliopsida, Myrtales, Myrtaceae. Gene Ontology annotation, cellular component: extracellular region. The record is from RefSeq and is a predicted model, not a curated record. The coding region runs from base 95 to 1090 and encodes 331 amino acids. Gene Ontology annotation, biological process: defense response.